This is a messenger RNA of Mycena citricolor, 1278 nucleotides long. Lineage: Eukaryota; Fungi; Basidiomycota; Agaricomycetes; Agaricales; Mycenaceae. The record is from the annotation of a GenBank genome assembly.
AUGCCUAAAGCCAAUCAAUAUAAACCCGUCCCCCCCUCUGAGGAUCUGCGGCCAUUUAUUGCAAAGUACUGGAAACAAAACAAGAGCGAUGUGGAGAUUCUCGCACUACUCAAGAAGCAUCAUAUCGAUCUAGCAAAAUACGGUCUAGAGAUUGCUACGUUUUGCAAAAUUCGAGAGAAUUUGGGAUUUCUUCGUGCUCGGAGACAGGGUCACACGGUUGAGUCCAUUGCUGGAGCAAUCACUAAGCUUCGGGUCACGUACCCAAAGGCUGGUGGGCGAGAGAUGGUCAGUUUACUGUUUCACGAGGAAGAAAUCAAUGUUUCACGCAAGACUGUAAUGCAGUAUUUCCAUAUCUAUGAACCUGACCUUGUUCGCGAGCGUCGUCGUGGUCAUUUCAAACGCAAGAGAUUCUGGGCAGCUGGCUCGAACAAUGUCUGGGCUGUAGAUCAACAUGACAAGUGGAAAUACAAAUUUGGUCUCGCUCUCCACACCGGGAUCGAUCCAUUCCUAGGCCUGAUUCAUUGGAUGAAGAUUUGGUGGAAUAAUAACAACCCAAGACUCAUUCUGAGCUAUUAUCUCGACGCAAUUGAGACCAUCGGAUUCAUGCCUCUCGUGACUCAAAGCGAUCCUGGUACAGAGAAUAUUGGUAUUGCAAAUGGACACACACAACUGCGGCAUUAUCAAGAUCAGUCACUCGUUGGUACAUCUCAACACCGAUGGAUGAGACAGAAGAAGAACGUUAUGCCCGAGAUCACUUGGAGCCAACUGCGCCGUCGAUUCACACCUGGCUUUGAGGACAUACUCGAAAUCGGAGUCAACAAUGGUUGGUAUGAUCCUGGAGUGCUUAUCGAAGCUCUUAUUUUCCGUUGGGUGUUCAUCCCCUGGCUCCAAGCCGAACUUGAACUCUAUUGCAACCGCAUCAACAACACUGCUAAACGCCAUGAUCGUAACAAGAUUCUUCCUCACGGUGUUCCAAACCAUAUGUUCGAAUACCCAGAGGACUAUGCAAUUCUUGAUUUCAAGAUCAAGAUUGAUCCUGAGGGUGUUCACAAGGUUCGAGCUAUGUACGCUCCUCCUGAUCACAAGAUAUUUCACCUUGUUCCUCCCGAAUUCCAUGACAUGAUCUCUGGGAUUUAUAAAAGUAUUGGUGAGCCAAGUGUCAACAGAGAGUCAUGCUGGGACGUCUACCUCCAGUUGCUUUCUGAAUUCCGGACGCUUGAUGAGAUUCACGGUGUGGAUGUCAGCGCUAAUGGGAAUGUUGAAGCUUGUUUGUAUUAG